This is a messenger RNA of Saccharomyces eubayanus, 1854 nucleotides long. It is a transcript of the gene TOM70, whose product is annotated as protein channel TOM70. Lineage: Eukaryota; Fungi; Ascomycota; Saccharomycetes; Saccharomycetales; Saccharomycetaceae. The transcript has a single exon. Gene Ontology annotation, molecular function: protein-transporting ATPase activity; protein binding. The coding region runs from base 1 to 1854 and encodes 617 amino acids. The record is from RefSeq and is a predicted model, not a curated record. Gene Ontology annotation, cellular component: mitochondrial outer membrane.
AUGAAGAGUUUUAUUUCAAAGAACAAAACUGCCAUUUUGGCCACCAUUGCCGCUACAGGUACUGCCGUUGGUGCAUAUUAUUAUUACACCCAAUUGCAACAACAGCAACAACAAGGGAAGAAGGAAACGCUCUCUCGGGAUGAAAAGAAGGAGGCAAAGGGGUCUCAGAAGAAAGCUGAAAGUGCUAAGAAAUCGGCAAGUGAAUCAAAGCCCCCCGUUUAUCCAGUCACUGCUAAUGGGGAACCAGAUUUUUCAAAAAAAGCAGAUUUUACUGCUGAAGAAAAGGAUAAAUACGCAUUAGCCUUAAAGGACAAGGGUAAUCAAUACUUUAGAAAUAAGAAGUAUGAUGACGCUAUUAAAUACUACAAUUGGGCAUUGGAAUUGAAGGAAGACCCUGUUUUCUACUCGAACUUGUCCGCCUGUUAUGUUUCUGUUGGCGACUUGAAAAAGGUUGUUGAAAUGAGUACCAAGGCCCUUGAGUUAAAACCCGAUUACUCGAAAGUUUUAUUGAGAAGAGCCUCUGCUAAUGAGGGGUUGGGAAAUUUUGCUGAUGCGAUGUUUGAUUUGUCUGUAUUGUCCCUAAACGGUGACUUCAAUGAUGCUUCUAUUGAACCAAUGUUGGAAAGAAACUUGAAUAAACAAGCUAUGUCAAGAUUGAAAGAAAAGUUCGGUGACGUUGAUGCCGCUACUGCUACACCAACAGAACUAUCUACCCAACCACUAAAAGAACGUAAGGACAAGCAAGAAAGCUUACCUUCAGUUACAUCUAUGGCCUCAUUCUUUGGUAUUUUCAAGCCUGAGUUAACCUUUGCUAACUGUGACGAAUCCAAUGAAGCUGAUAAAGAAUUAAUGAACGGGUUAGCUAAUUUGUACAAGAGAUCUCCUGACAGUUACGAUAGGGCUGAUGAAUCCUUCACGAAAGCUGUAAAGUUAUUUGAAGAACAACUGGAUAAGGAUAAUGAGGACGAAAAAGUGAAAGAAAAAUUAGCUAUCUCUUUGGAACAUACUGGUAUUUUCAAAUUUUUGAAAAACGAUCCGUUGGGAGCUCAUGAAGACAUCAAGAAAGCCAUCGAUUUGUUCCCAAGAGUCAAUUCAUACAUCUACAUGGCCUUAAUUAUGGCUGAUAGAAAUGACUCUACAGAAUAUUAUAACUACUUUGACAAAGCUUUGAAAUUGGAUUUGAAUAACUCUUCUGUGUAUUAUCAUCGUGGUCAAAUGAACUUCAUCUUACAAAACUAUGAUCAAGCAGGUAAAGACUUCGACAAGGCUAAAGAAUUAGACCCAGAGAACAUCUUCCCUUACAUUCAACUAGCAUGUUUAGCAUACCGUGAAAAUAAAUUUGAUGACUGUGAAACCCUGUUCAGUGAAGCUAAGAGAAAAUUCCCAGAGGCACCAGAAGUACCAAAUUUCUUCGCUGAAAUAUUAACUGACAAGAACGAUUUCGAUAAGGCUUUGAAACAAUACGAUUUGGCUAUUGAAUUAGAGAACAAAUUGGAAGGUAUUUACGUUGGUAUCGCACCAUUGGUCGGUAAGGCUACUUUAUUGACAAGAAAUCCAACAGUUGAGAAUUUUAUUGAAGCUACCAAUCUAUUAGAAAAAGCAUCCAAAUUAGAUCCAAGAAGUGAACAAGCUAAAAUUGGUUUGGCUCAAAUGAAAUUGCAACAAGAAGAUAUCGACGAGGCUAUUGCAUUAUUCGAAGAGUCUGCUGAUCUUGCCAGAACUAUGGAGGAGAAAUUGCAAGCCAUUACUUUUGCUGAAGCAGCCAAAGUUCAACAAAGAAUCAGAUCCGAUCCAGUAUUGGCUACCAAGAUUCAAGAAACUCUAGCUAAAUUACGUGAACAAGGUUUAAUGUAA